Messenger RNA from Etheostoma spectabile (orangethroat darter), 5380 nucleotides. RefSeq lists its product as uncharacterized. The transcript is spliced from 15 exons. Lineage: Eukaryota; Metazoa; Chordata; Actinopteri; Perciformes; Percidae. The record is from RefSeq and is a predicted model, not a curated record. Bases 2919 to 4601 code for a protein of 560 amino acids.
GUAACAUUUCAACGUAAUGGGCACCCCUCGAAGUAAUAUUUUAACGUGCAGGGAACUCCUAUAGACUUUAAUGGAGCCCCGUCCUCGUAAAAUAUAGACGACAGGGGACCAUGACGUUUCAGAUCUCGGGGAUGACUGGCCCACAAUAGGAAUAAAAAAUAGCAUAAUAAAUGAUAUGUAUAUAACAUUUAAACACAUAGAGAGUGGCAAAAUAACAGCUCCUCCAUUUUUAACAGCCGUUUUUUAGUUUAACGUUGCUCUAUAAAUAAGGUUUUCGCCAGAAGUUUUGGCGGAUAUUGCGUCAAACUGACGAGCUAUAGGCAUUAUACACUGUCGAUAGUCGAUUAAUUAAUUUAUUUUUGUCUUUGCAUAGCUUCAUUUAAAUCUGGUUUAAAUGUUUAAAUGUUUAAGAAACGCAUUUGCCAUUAUUUCUACGCUGGCAUAUUUAGUGUUUUCCUAUGUGGAUAGCGGUGCCGCCCAACUAGACGGAGCGGCAUCCUUGGCGUCGCGCACCGCUCGGAAUAGCCGCCGAGCGCGGCGCUUUCAGCUUUGACUUCAUUGCCGCUGACCUAUCAAGGCGCGACCAAUGGCUGAGCCAAGAAGCAAUGAUGACGUCCCUGCGCUGGUCGUGCAUCUAUGCACUGCGCGCCACUCGACGCACAGAUCUGCACGCGUUUUCAACUUGGUAAGUAAAAUACAGAAGUACAAUUAUCCCCACCGCUACCUAGUUAGCUCAAUAAGUUGUAGUUCAAACCCUUCAACGUGCAGGCUAGCAGUCUAAUGGGACGAUGAAUGAUGUAAAGCGUUAAUAAAAAUACUAGCUAGCUCCAACAAGUGAAACCUACAGUAACGUUAGCGGUAAGGUAACGUUAGCUGCUGUUAGCAAAUCAAGUGUUUCUUUAUGCCUAGCUUAUUGCCACAUAUAACCUCAUAACGGGUACAAUCAUGGUCUCACCUAGCACCUAAGCACUAACUUUGAAAAGCCAUCCCUAACUUUGAUUGAAAAUACUCUAACAGCAGAUUAACUGUUUUGACUUUACUAUUGUGCUAUUCCUGAAUUGUCUACAGUAAAAUGAACUUGAUAAAGCCUGAUAAGUUUUCCUACUGCUAUUGUCUCUCUUAUUCCAUCUCAACAUGUGCUUAAUGUAAUUAGCCAUAACAGUAGAUUUACUAAAAUAUUGGCCAGAUGUGUUGGUGAAGUAGUGGCAGAGAAACAGUAAAUAUGUUGUUUAGACAGUUACAAAAUGCAGUUUGUCUAAUAUUUGUCAGUAAGUUUAUAAUCACACAGUGUAAUAAAUCAGUUACUAGUUCAUAGUAAGUUUUUACUAUGCCUAAUUAAGAUAAUUUUCUCUAAGUUGGCAUGGUGGCUUACGGAAUUAUUUAAUUACUUUUUUAUAAAGGAUAAUAAUUACAAUUCCAGCCACAGAUAAAUGACAUUUUGUUUAAAUUAGGCUUUUUGCAAUUGCUCAAAUUGUAUCUUAUUUGUGUUUCAAAUCAACUUUAUUCUUUCUGUACUGAAAGGAUUUAAAUUAGAGGUUUUUCUGAGUAAAUGAAUAGAGCUGAUGUUACUUAAUGCUGCCGUGUACUUUUCUGGUUCAGUAAAACCAUGAGCUGUUGUUAACAAUUAAUGCCUUAUUUUAAUAUCACAGUAAAAAUAAUCCUUAUAUAUUUUAUUCUCAUUUGCAGAAAUGACAAAACCCAAACUUCUUAAUGAUGACAUCCCCGCAAUGCUCUUGCAUCUCCACUCAACGCCUCUGCACACACUUUCAACUUGAUCUGAACGAUUACCUGCUUGAUGAAAAACUUACUGAUGACCUCCAAAAUGCUGAUGAACUGCUUGCUGAGCUGCAGAAAGAGAAGGCAGCACUACCAGCUAGGACAUCCACGUCAAAAGUCAGGUGGAGAAAGAGAGACAGUGAUGGGAAUGUACUCUAUGCAAGGCCAAGGUCACGCAGGAAUCAGUCAGAAAAAGCUGGUGAUCACACGCCUAAUCCUCCCUGCAACACUGCUGAUCAUGGCCCUAACUCUGCUUCAGAGACUGCUUCAAAGACCAUCUCUGCUGGUAUGUAAUAAUUUAUAUAACAUUCAACAUGAACUGUUAAAAUAAAGUCUCCAGAAAAGUUUUAUGGUAGUAUAAUUGUCCCUUAAUUAAGAAUUUUCCUUUUGUAUGGCUGUUUUUUUUGCAAAUGAAACGAUGAGCAAAACCAUUGUGAAACUGUAUUUUUUUUUAAUUCUUAUGUACUUUUACAAUUUUUACAAUUGUAACAGAAUGUCUUGUGCAAGAUCUACAGUACUCCUUGAGUGUCUCUGAUGAUGAGAUACAAGAAGCUGCAGUUGACCAGGGAGCUCCUCUGGCUUCUGUGGAUUGGAGCACUCGUAACGCUCUCUUUUUUGAGAGAUGGAGGGCAAAGAGACCUUACCUUGUAAAUAGCAUGCUGGCACAGGGGAACGUGGAAACAAAAAUCUGCAGUCAAUGUGGGAUCAACUGUGCAGCUGUCAGAUGCAGAGACUGCUUACCAUGUCCAUUCCUCUGCGCUGAAUGCGACAUCAGCCGGCACAACAAAACCUACAUCCUUCACAACCGGGAUGCUAUGUGUGCUGGUUUCUUUCAGCCAUUGCCUCCAACCAGUUGCGUUGUGGAUAAUGCUGUUACACACUGUGUACGGCUUUUGCCUAUUGAGAUGCCUGUCCAAAUCUGUCGCUGUCCACCAGAGGCAUUGAGGGUCAUCCAAGGAAAGGCAGUUGCUUUGGUCACAAUAAAUGGACGGUAUGAUCUCAACAUGCCAGAGCUAAGCUGCGAGGGAUGCCAGGCUACUUGGACUGCAUAAGUGGAUGACCUUAUACAAAGUGGCUACUGGCCCGCCACCCUCAAUUUUGCGACAGUUUAUGAGGAAGACUUAUUUUUUACUUUUGAGAGCAUGAAGAUGGCAUCACCUGGAAUGUCCUGUCAGGCAUUUCUACGAAUGCUUGAGAAGCGGACUGUUCGCUUUGGCCGUACUGGAAAGCUCUCAUCUGACAGCUUUCAGAAAAGCUUUUUUGAAUGGGCUGCUGUUCAAUAUGAAGUUGAUGCCAUUUGCAAAGAGGAGCAAUUUAGCUGUCCUGCCUGCACUCCAGCAAUGCUUGCCGUCUCGGUUGACGGAAACCGCAAGCUUUAUCGUUUCAAGAGUACAGCACGAUCAGAGGAGCGGCCGAUCUUUGAUGGUGUCUUCAUUGCUAAUGAUGAAGAUGUGACCAGAUUUGUGGACCAAGUACACACCAAAACCAAACAUGUCACUGGAAAAGGCAUUUGUGGUGGGGAGUGGUUGGCAGCCCGAGAGACUUCCUGCAGAUCUAGGAGUAAGGUGGAUGAGGAAGGACUGGAGCUGGCAGUUUGCAGGCACGGUGUCUUGCUGUCUGCCCUUAAUAUGUUUAGGGGUGAAAUAUAUGCAUACCCCAUGUUCUUACAGAACCAGCUUGCGCCCAAGCACGACAUAACCUUCUUCUGUAUGGAUGUUGCAUGUAAAUACUGGCCCUACCUACAGAGAGUUUGUUUGGACUGUCCAGAGCUCCAGUCUCUUCAAAACAUGAGGCCCUUCCUGUCGGUUUUGCAUGCUAAAGCCCAUGACUUCAAAUGUGAGGUAAAAUGGAGUGGAGCCAACCAAGAUGGGGCUGGUUCGACAUUAGGGGAGGAAGUAGAGCAGUGUAAUGCGUUUCUCUCCAGAAUAGCGGUCACUACAAAGCACAUGUCAAAAGCAGGACGCAAUGACAUGCUUACACUCCUCUCCAUGAGAUGGAACCAGCAGAAGUUUCAAAACCUGGCAAAUUCUCUUUCCCAAAGAUACCAUAAGACUUCUAGAGCUCUAAAUGUCCAGUUGGGGGACCUGGAAACUCUGAAAGCCAAGCUUCAACUGCAAGAAAAAAACAUGGAGGAAUUUGUGCAAGAUGUGAAAGACUGGGCAGAUGGAGAAACAAACCACCAAGACACGACACAGGCUUUGUGUCAGAAGAUUGAGGCCCUCACAUCAAGUAUAAAAACAAGAUCUCAACGCCUCUACAAAACAAAUGACAGCAACAAAUGUCGACACAGAAUUAGACGGAAAAUAAGGCAAGAAAAGACCACUUUGCAGACCAUGCUAGCCAAGUACAACAGCCUUGUAACACCCGAGCAAGCAGUUUGCAUGGAUCAUAUUCUGGACACAGAACAUCCCUGGCCUUGGCAAAUAACACAAGAAGGCGCUGUUGAUUUCAGCACAAAAAAGGAAGUCUUUGAUAGGGUCAUGGCAGUUCGAAGGCUUCAAGAGGAGAAGAAGAUCCUUGUCAAAGAGAUCAAGCAGCACUGGGAUUCUCUGAAGUCCCAUGCCAGAGUCUUGUCUGAGUGGUCUUUCCAUCAGAGUGAAAACACCCAACAAGGACAUCUCACAGAGAAUGCGAAGAAGGGUGUCACUUGCCUCAUCCGCAGAAGGCUGAGGCAAAUGAAAGAGCUGCAAAGGCGUGCAAGAAAAGUCUACCUGCAUGUCCUGUCUAACCCAGAAAAUGACAAUCAGUUUUUUUGCACUACAGAUAGUUCAGAUGAAUUUGACUUUAGCUCGGAAAGUUCAGACUCCGAUGUUGACGCUAUGUAAAUACUCUUCAAAAAUACUAAAAUACUACUACAAUGUCAUUGCACCUGAUUUGAUUACAUUUUAUCUUAAACCUACCCCAAAUACCGCCAACAAUCUAAGACUACAAAUCACAGCACAAAGACUAAGCAUAGCCUAGUGUUAAACAGUGGUGGAAGUAUACAUAUCCUUUAUUUCAUUAAAAGUACUAAUGCCACACUGUAAAAAUACUCUUUUACAAGUAAAGGGAAACGAAAAUGGUAGGCCAACAAACACGGAGUAAAGGAAUAAAACAAAAUCUGUGCUAAAUGGAAGGUGGACAUAAUUAAUGUUGGCUACUGAUGUACAACCACAUUGCACAUUGUUAUUUUAUAAAUUAAAUAAACAAAAUGUUAGGGCCAAUUUGGGGUCAGUUGGACUACACUAACGUAGUGGAGUAAAAAGUAACAUAUUUUCUCUGAAAUGUCGCGGAGUAGAAGUAGAAAGUGACAUAAAAAGAAAAGACUCAUAAAGUACAAGUUCCUCAACAUCUCGAGUGAAGUACAGUACUGGAGUAAAUUUACUUAGUUACAUUCCACCACUGUUGUAAUGUUUUAAACAUGUAAAUAAUUAUUUUUGAAUGUACAGGCAAAACUCAUUUUUUCCCUGUAUUGUAUAUGAAUGUGUUCCCUUAUGGAAAUGUUUUGCAUGAUGUUUUUUUAAUAAAUUAUGAACGAAACGUAACUUAAGUUUUGACUUUUUUAAUGUUUUAUGCCAUUAUAACUUUGUUAUACUGCUGAAAAGAGAUUGAGGCGCUCUUCCUU